Molecule: messenger RNA, 2230 nt
Organism: Pimephales promelas (fathead minnow)
Lineage: Eukaryota; Metazoa; Chordata; Actinopteri; Cypriniformes; Leuciscidae
Product: endonuclease domain-containing 1 protein
Molecular function (GO): nucleic acid binding; metal ion binding; hydrolase activity
Source: RefSeq, a predicted model, not a curated record
UCUCCACCUACCAGUGAAGAGUCGAUUUUAAACGAGACAGUCGAUUGGAGACAGCGAAUAAGCCAGUCACGGGAAAAGCCGCAACGUUUUUUGUCUUCAACUCUUUGCUUUGUUACUCGCCUACUUACAUCUGACCAAAGAACAUUUCAGAGUAGAAAGACAACAUUUUACGCUCUUUAAAACAUCAUGAAGCUCUUGGUCAGUUGCUGGUUCUGGUUUGGAUCCUUGUUGAUCCUACUGACGUGUUUGAUAUUAAGAUCACAAGCUGGAGUGGUGGAGGACUUCUCCCAUGUCGAGCGCUGUAAGGAUUUUCUGUACAUGGGCACUCCGCCACGAGGUUACCUCAGCACUUCUCUAAAAAAGAUCUGCCAACGGUUUGUGGACGAGCCUCGCUUCAUCACCUUCUACAACCCCCAAAAACACAUCCCCAUCUAUUCAGCAUACAUCUUCAAGAAGUCCGAUGGGGAGAAGCGGGUUGACGUCCCCUGGAUGUUUGAACCACAGCUGGCAACUGAUAAAGGAAGCAGUAACAUGGAGCCGUUCCCCCAGUCCACCUUCAUGCACAAAAACUUUGAAGACACGCAGGCUGUGUUAGAAGACUACGCCGACGUGGUCCAGUAUGAACGUGGCCAACUGAACCCAGAUGAGCACCAGGUAGACCCGCUGGACAAGGCCGCCACCUACACCUUGACCAAUGUGGUUCCUCUGAUAAGAGAGUUCAGUAUUGGUCCCUGGAGCACACAGGUAGAGGUUACCCGCAAACGCCUCAACAACUAUUGCCACGGAAACGCUUAUCUGAUCACUGGGGUCACAACAGCAGGUAAUAUGAUUCGACGCGAGAACCAAGAUCGUGUCGCCAUCCCCGAGUUCGUGUGGACGGCCUAUUGCUGCACGAAUUACGACCACAACGCCCCCUACUCAGAGCGGUACAAGUUCCCGGCGUUUGGUGCCUACGGUCUCAAUGAUCGUGUGAACAACCACAUAGUGGAGGUUCCCAUCAAGAAUCUGGAGAAGUUUCUCAAGGGCAAAAUGGAGGUGGACAAGAACUUCCAGAUCUUUUACAAUGACUGUGUGCCAGACUUGUAAGGGUUCACUGAAUGAAGGCCUUCAGCCACUGGUUGAAUCAUUAUUAUUUCAAGGUAUCAUAUAGGGUUUCUGCAGGUUUUAUGAAGGUAACCUUAAGACCUUUUUAAGACCAAGUAAAAAAUAUUUAAGAAGUGAAUUGAAGGGAAGACAAAACAUCAAUAUGUUCUCUAAAUGUCUGAGAAGAAACACAAUGAGUUGUAUUAACACUUCAGAGUUUGGAAAAUAAAACCUCCAACAGAUAUUGCUAAUUCAUUUUACAAUUGUUCUACUCAAAACUUCCACAAUAUGGAAAUAUAUUUUACUGCACCUUCUGAUCACACUGCAAAAAAAAGUAUUUCUGUCUUUAUUUCCAGUACAAAUAUUUAAAGAUUCCUAAAUCAAGAUACAUCAGAUGUAAAAUUACUAUAAGUAAAAUUACUGUAAGUCUUGUUUUCUGUGAUUAAAAUUAAGUUUAUGACUAAAACAAAACAAAAAAAAUCUGCCAAUUGGCUCAGAAAAAUCAGCUUAAUUUAAAGGCGUGGACCGAUAUUUGUUCUUGUUUUAAGCAUAAACACACUUAAUUUUGUUCAAUUUUUCAAGAAUUCAUUUUACAUCUCAAGUAAAUGUGUCUUGUUUUAAAUUUGUUUAGAUAUUUGUAUUGGAAAACAGGACAAAAAUACUUCAUUUUUGCAAUGCAUGCAUCAUUUAAUGCCAUGACUUUAUGAAUUUAGGGAGACUUUAUGAUGUUAGGGAGAAUUAAAAAUUGUAAUACUUUUUUAAAACUUGCAGACACCGUUAUAUGUACACAUUACAACAUUAAAAUAUAUAUAUGAUAAUGAUGAACUUAUUAUCUAUUCCUUGGGGACAAAGUAGUUCAAACUGCUUUUUUUACAUUAACAAUAUCUACGUGCUAAACAUUUAGGUAACCAUGGCAACUGGGCUUCAUUUAUGUUUAGAUCUUUUUCUUUAGAAGGAGUUUGUUAGGAUGUUUUAUAACAUGCUUUAUAGCCUUCAUGUGAAAGUCAGAUUUUGGAUCAUUUAAAAACAAUAAAUGACUGUAAAUGUAAGCAAAACAGUGAGACAAACAUCAAGACGCUGUUAUUAGAGUUUCAGCUGUGAGAAAAAAAUACUGGAAUAAAAUGUAGUGUCCCAUAUGGUUCUUUUA